Molecule: messenger RNA, 705 nt
Organism: Urocitellus parryii (Arctic ground squirrel)
Lineage: Eukaryota; Metazoa; Chordata; Mammalia; Rodentia; Sciuridae
Source: RefSeq, a predicted model, not a curated record
AUGACACAGCGCGACGCGGCCAGGCACAGGCUGGUGGUGCUGGUCAAGGACAAUGGCGAGCCUCCGCUGUCUGCCAGCGUCACGCUGCACGUGCUGCUGGUGGAUGGCUUCUCCCAGCCCUACCUGCCGCUCCCAGAAGUGGCGCCCGAGCGCGCGCAGGGGGACUCGCUCACUGUCUACCUGGUCAUCGCCUUGGCCUCUGUGUCAUCUCUCUUCCUCUUCUCCGUGCUGGUGUUUGUGGUUGUGAGGCUGUGCAGGAGGCGCAGAGCGGCGCCUCUGGGUGUCUGCUCUAUGCCUGAGGGCCACUUUCCUGGACACCUGGUGGACGUCAGCGGCACUGGGACACUGUCCCAGAGCUACCAGUAUGAGGUAUGUCUGGCUGGAGACUCUGGAACUGGCGACUUCAAGUUCCUGAAGCCCAUAUUCCCCAACCUCUAGGUUCCGGAGGCUGGGAGAGACGUUAAGGAGAAUGCCAACUGCAGAAGUAGCUUUGUAUUCAGCUAAUUGUUGUAAUUGUUUUCACAAAUUUUGGCGAACUUGCUAUUGCAACUUCUUUCUCUUAAAUAAUUCUAUUGAUGUUAAAGCACUCAUAACCACUGUUCCAUUCCUAUGCACAUUCCGGAUAGCUCUAAGUUUCUUCCUUUAAUGGCAUUACUCAUAGCAUUUAUAAUCAUAUCAAAUAUGUAUUUUCUCCAUAUUUAAUCU